Messenger RNA from Monoraphidium neglectum, 966 nucleotides. RefSeq lists its product as hypothetical. The annotation marks the transcript as partial. The record is from RefSeq and is a predicted model, not a curated record. The transcript has 9 exons. NCBI's taxonomy places the organism in Eukaryota, Viridiplantae, Chlorophyta, Chlorophyceae, Sphaeropleales, Selenastraceae.
AUGGAGCCUCUCAAGCUCGCUCUGCUGCUCGUGCUGGCGCUCUUUGUGGUCGUCAACGAAGGCAGGGCCCUGCGCCAGGCAUCCGGCAAACCUGGCGCGACGGCUGCGGCGCAGGCGCAGGCAGCUGCUAAGGCGCUUGGCUCGGGUGACGCCAGCGCUGCGGCGUCUGCGAUAGCUGAAGCCGCUGCAUCAGGAAACGCCAAAGCCGCUGGACAGGCCCUGGCGCAGUCUGCGGCCGCUGGCAGCAACACAACGACCACUGCUCAGGCCAUCGCUGAGGCCGCGGCCAAGAACAAGAAUGGCACAGCACAAGCUGUGAGCCAGGCUCUGGCUCAGGCCCAGUCCACAGGCAAGACUGGUGCCCUUGCGCAGGCGCUGUCACAGGCUGUCAGCCAGGGGGGCGGAUCUGCGGCUCAAGCCGUUGCCGAGGCCUACGCUCAGUCUGUCGGCGCGGGCAACACGGCUGCCGCUGCAGAGGCCAUCGCCCAGGGUGCCGCCGCCGGCGGCGCUUCCGCCAACGCCCAGGCCCAGGCACUAUCCCAGGGGCUCGCUGCGGGCGGCGGCACGGCCCAGGCUGUGGCGCAGGCCGCUGCUGAGGCUUACAGUCGCCAGCCCCAGUCCGUCUCCAAUGCGCUGGCCAGCGCUCUGACUCAGGCCAACAGCAACCCCGCUGGUGCACAGGCCGCGGCCUCUGCCAUUGCUUCGGCUUCAGGAGGUCAUGCGCAAGCCAUUGGACAAGCCCUCGCGCAAGCCACCGCUCAGGGCGGCGCUAAGGCGAGCGCCUCUGCACAAGCGAUCGCCCAAGCUGUACAGAGAAACCCGAACGGCACAGCUGCAGCCGUGAGCCAGGCUCUGGCGCAAGCCCAGGCUUCUGGCAAGACUGGUGCCCUGGCGCAGGCGCUGUCACAGGCCGUCAGCCAGGGCGGUGCCUCUGCGGCUCAAGCCGUCGCGCAGGCCUACGCUCAG